CUCCGGUCAAAACUUCUUCGUUAUAUAUCUCCACGAGAGAGGCACCCAGUCCUUCGGGACAUCCGUUAAAAUUGGAACGAUGCAGAGAAGAUUGGCAUGGCCCCUGCGCAAGGAUGACACGCAUAAAUCGAGAGAGGCAUCCACAACGUUCCAUAUGGACAAGUGAAGUUCGGUCGGCAGACCGUCAUCGCCGGGGGCUUUCCCGGCGGACAUCGAUUUGAGGGCAGUGAGUGCUUCCGCUUCCGAUAUGGGGCGGUCAAGAUCAAGUUUACCAACAGUGGAGAGGCGAGCCUCUGUGUUGUUCCAGCGGGAGGAGGUUUUGUGCAGGUCGGAGCAGGUAAUUGAAUUGGCUGGGCUUAAAAGAACUAGCCUUUAAAAAAAAAAAAAAGAAAAAAAAAAAGAAGCGGAGCCCGAGCUCCAGGAGAGAGCAGGGACGUCGGGAAGCAUGGCGACUUCGAUGGACGGUAAUGUUUCUGGAGAAGGUGGUGAUCGUCCUUCCGUGGAGUUGGUGGACGAGUCGGCGAAAGCCAAUGAAACAUCAACGCCGGGGCUCAUGUCCUCUGGCGAUGAGAAAAGUGAGGAGAGAAAGGCAACGUCCGUGAACGAGGGGGAAGAAGGAUCGACGUCCCCUCUUUUGUCAGAGGAGGAGGAUGAAAAGGGUGUGAAUGAACUCGAGAGGGAGCAGGCUGAGGAUGGCGGCUAUGCUGGCGAUGUGGACGGAACGCUGUCGAGAUCGCGCCACCUGGCAGACGUGAAUGGGACCACCGUUGAGGAAGACGACGGAGAGGAUGCGCGGAAUGACUUGAAUUCGAGCGGUGAUGAAUCGGGAGGAAGUUCUGAGUGGUCAUCUGGGGCUGAGUGGGAGGAUGAGAAUGGGGAUUUCAACGACGACAGCGGGGAUGAGUUGGGGUUGAAGAGCAGCAGCAAGGGCAAGAAAGCGAAGAAGAAGAAGAAGGUGAUGAUCGUUUCGACUCGCUGCUUGUGGGUUCAGCUUAGCAGGUGCAGAAUAGGAGACAAGAAAGUGAAACGGUUAUCGGAUGCCCUGAGGGGUAAUACCACAGUGACAUCGAUUGAUCUGUCCGAUAACAAGAUCACGGAUGAUGGAAUCAAGGUGCUAGCAGGCGUUCUGGCUGGGGGUUCAGCCAGCGACUUGAUCUCCCUUGAUGUGCGUGGAAACCAUUUGUCCAGUGCGGGGCUUGCUGCUCUUAGAAGUCUCCAGGGGCUACGGAAGCUUGUGAAGGUGGAAUAUGGGGAGAGCAUGUCGCGGAAAUAUGAAGAUGGUCCAGAAAAUGGGAAUGGGGACCUAUCCACUGGAGGAGGCAAGGAAAAUAGAGCCAAUGGUUGGGUGGAUGAUGCUCACGAAAGGCUGCUUGCAUCCAGUGCUGAAGACUGGACUGAGGAAACAGUCAGAGAAGGCUUACCGCGAGCAGUGCCAUCAUUGAACGAGUGGGCAGCAGUUGAGCAGGUGGAGAGUGCAAUGAAGGCUGUGGCGGAGUCAGCGGAGUGCUUGAAUGUAGGCCAUCUGACGGCCCAGAUAACAAAUGUGUUGCACAUGAUCGAUCAAGAAUUGAGGGAGGCACCAACAAGGAGCAUCCUUCUGGACAAAUUGCCCAGGGGUUUGGCUCUGACAACGGCAAACAUUGAAAAGUUUGUGUCCGUACUGGAUAUGUCCCCACCUCCCAGGCUGAUGCAGAAUAAGGAGGUCAUGCCUACAGCAGGACGGCAUCGAAUUGUAGUGAUUGAAUUGCUCAGUCGUUUAGUAAUGUACUGUUCGCAAGAGAUUGAUCAGAAGAUUGUUCUCACAGGAGCAGUAAGGAAGGUUGUAGAUCUUAUGUUCAGCCAUCCUCUCUGCAGCAUUCUUCACGGACAAGCAUCUCAUUUCUUGGAGGGAGUACUCACUCGACCAAACUCGUCUCUUUGCUCACAUGUACUUGAGGGAGCUGAAGGCCUUCCAACACAACUUGCCAAGGCAGGGCGAGAGUGCGCGGCCAUGCGGAUUGGAAAGCGCCCAGGAUAUUGUGGGCACGUUGUCGUACUUUGUAGAACCCUCGAGAAUGUGGCUGACAUCAACAGUAAUGUCAGGGGCAUAUUAGAGAAGAAUGAAGAUUGGUUGCGGUUCACGGCACCAGGUGGUGCACUUGGGAAGCUUGUCAAGGAGCAGUUUGGAGGCCUCGGCGGGCCGAAACCGCAGUUUCCCAUGAGCUGUCUCUUUGAUGGGGGCAGUGCGCAGGCUGCUGUGGAUCACUUGCGUGCACUAUUUCUCGGAUGAUAUUCGGCUGAGCCACGUCAUUGAUCUUUCUUGCCUGUCAGAGGACUGUGCAGUCUGGCGUAACCCGGCACAGCUACUCACUUUUUGCGAAAAACGCUUCAGCGCGUACCGCAUUUUCUUGUGCUUCUGUUUCCAGGGAAAACUGCAGUGGGUUCUGUUUAUCAAGGGUAGGUUCAUCCUCUUUUCCUGAGGGAAAACCGCAAUGGGUUCCGUUUAUCAAUGGUAGGUUCAUUCUCUCCCUCCUGAGAUGGUUCAAGCGUGUGAAGCUUCUGUAUCUGCUAUUGUAAUUAUAUUUCUGCAAUAAUUGAUGAUCUGGGGAAAAGCAUCUUGUCACAGUGUAAUCGGGAACAGCUUCUGGUUAUCAGUGCAGUGACCGGGGUUGCUCGGGAGAAUAGCAAGGGAAUACAAAAGGGCCUGUUGAAAGUAUCCGCUGAUCUUUCGUUGGUUACCUCUUCCUGCAAAGUUACAAGGGCUUGCUGGUUAACAGCUUCUGGUUAAUGCUGCAGGCUUGGGCUUGCUGGUUAACAGCUUCUGGUUAAUGCUGCAGGCUUGGGCUUGCUGGUUAACAGCUUCUGGUUAAUGCUGCAGGCUCAGGCUUGCUGGUUAACAGCUUCUGGUUAAUGCUGCAGGCUUGGGCAUGGGCUCUGAUGUUCUCGUUGGUUUGCUGUCCAUCACAUUUCGUUGGCACAGUUUCCAACACUAGUGUUCUAGCAUGUCCUCUUCGACAGGAUCCAUCUCAUUGACCGACUGUAUACGAUUUUGGAAUGGACCGGCUGAACUAGGUUAUGGGAGCCACAAGAGGCAUUCAUGAGCUGUGUGUUGACCAGAUUCCUGGCAUCAUGGUAAUUGCCAACUAUACUGCUCAGUUAAGGGCCGAUUGUAGCUUGUUCAUUAGGCAACACGAACGCGUAGAUAGCCUAGCAGCAUCUGGAUCUCUGUCGUCAUAGCCUAGCAGCUUCGGGAUCUCUGUCUUCCUCCAGUCGCGUGCUUGGAUACGGCAUCUUUCUUUGUGUCCUCGUAUGCGCCUUGAGAAAAGGGUUACAGCAUAGUAAAGGACUAAGGUGUCAUUCCUGGCCUAAUGCCAUGUGUUCCCCACGAAGAAGUGACUGACGAAUCUAAUUGCAGCAGCAAGAAUGAUGCUAGUCUGAUUGGUUUCAACUUUUAAAACUUGAAAAGGAAAUGACAAGGGUUUGUUAAUAAAGUUUUGCAAUACUC
Messenger RNA from Chara braunii, 3484 nucleotides. Lineage: Eukaryota; Viridiplantae; Streptophyta; Charophyceae; Charales; Characeae. The record is from the annotation of a GenBank genome assembly.